CACUCCUUGUCCCCAUAUAAUAGCUCUCUCUCUCUCUCUUCGUUCUUCCAACUCCUACCGGCGCAGCUGAGAAGUUUAUCUCGCGGAAGAGGCAACCAUGGGUAUCUCUCGUGACUCCAUCCACAAGAGGCGUGCCACUGGAGGCAAGCAGAAGGGAUGGAGGAAGAAGCGAAAGUACGAGAUGGGAAGGCAGCCAGCUAACACCAAGUUGUCAAGCAACAAGACGGUGAGGAGAAUCCGAGUCCGUGGAGGUAACGUCAAGUGGCGUGCGUUGAGGCUCGACACCGGUAACUACUCGUGGGGAAGUGAAGCGGUGACACGCAAGACCAGGGUUCUCGAUGUCGUCUACAACGCUUCCAACAACGAGCUCGUCAGGACCAAGACUCUUGUGAAGAGUGCUAUUGUUCAGGUCGAUGCCGCUCCUUUCAAGCAGUGGUACUUGCAGCAUUACGGAGUUGAGGUUGGUCGCAAGAAGAAGAGUGCUGCUUCUGUCGCCGCCAAGAAGGACGGAGAGGAAGGUGAUGAAGCUGCUCCAGCUGCUGCCGCUCCUGAGGAGACCAAGAAGAGUAACCACGUCUUGAGGAAGAUCGAGAGCCGUCAAGAGGGACGCAGCCUUGAUUCCCACAUCGAGGAUCAAUUCGCUAGCGGACGUCUGUUGGCUUGCAUCUCAUCUAGGCCAGGCCAGUGUGGACGUGCCGAUGGAUACAUUCUGGAAGGCAAAGAGCUAGAGUUCUACCAGAAGAAGAUCCAGAAGAAGAAGGGAAAGGGUGCCGCUUAAAAGCUUCACUUUUUUACUUUCAAACUUUUUUUUUUGUCUUAUCAUCAAACAUGUUUUGAGUUUCAGUUUCUACUAUUGUCUGAGAACCCGAGAUGCUUUUGGAUUAGCUUGCAAUGAUAUUUCAUAAACUACCCCAUCA
This is a messenger RNA of Raphanus sativus (radish), 917 nucleotides long. RefSeq names its product 40S ribosomal protein S8-1. The record is from RefSeq and is a predicted model, not a curated record. Gene Ontology annotation, molecular function: structural constituent of ribosome. The transcript is spliced from 5 exons. Bases 98 to 778 code for a protein of 226 amino acids. Gene Ontology annotation, cellular component: ribosome; cytosolic small ribosomal subunit. Lineage: Eukaryota; Viridiplantae; Streptophyta; Magnoliopsida; Brassicales; Brassicaceae. Gene Ontology annotation, biological process: translation; maturation of SSU-rRNA from tricistronic rRNA transcript (SSU-rRNA, 5.8S rRNA, LSU-rRNA).